Messenger RNA from Grus americana (Whooping crane), 2535 nucleotides. It is a transcript of the gene SLC6A5, whose product is annotated as solute carrier family 6 member 5. The coding region runs from base 1 to 2535 and encodes 844 amino acids. Gene Ontology annotation, molecular function: glycine:sodium symporter activity. NCBI's taxonomy places the organism in Eukaryota, Metazoa, Chordata, Aves, Gruiformes, Gruidae. Gene Ontology annotation, cellular component: membrane. Gene Ontology annotation, biological process: sodium ion transmembrane transport; glycine import across plasma membrane; synaptic transmission, glycinergic. The transcript has 16 exons. The record is from RefSeq and is a predicted model, not a curated record.
AUGGCCGCCGACGGGGGUCUUAGAAAAAGGGAAAAUGUUCGAAUCCGAGCUGUGUUUCUCUGCGGGUUUCCCUCCUGUCCAAGCACGGGUCCUUGGCUCCGGAUCUCAGCGGGAACCUCCCGCCGUGCCCCACCGAGAGCGUCCUUCCCCGAGGAUUACGCCAGUCAAAGGGAUAUGAGCAAGCAGCCUGUGAACAGUCCUGAAACCGUUGCUCCUGGAGCCAGUGAAGGUGCGGGAGUUGUAAGAAUCAGCCCCGAAAAUGAGCCGCAGAAUGCCCCAUCGCAAGCCCCUGCCGCGAUGGCCAGGCUUCCUCGAUCGCUCUCCAACGACAACAAAACACUUCUCUCCGAAGAAGCUAAACCAAAUGAUUUUGAGAGGACCAAAGUCGGGAUCUGCAAGCUCAGCAGCACCCCGGUGCAAGCCAACUCCACUCUCCGGAGGGAAUCUGUGGAAACCUUUCCGUGCAAGCACGCCCCUGGAGCAGGGGCCGCCGGGCAAGCUGCUAUCCCUCACUGCAAAAUUCCCGCUUUGCAAAGCACAGACGGGGACGCUAAUCUAACCCUUGGUAAGAGCACACUGGAGCGAAACAACGCCAAAGGCGCCUGGGUGACCUUGAGCCAGAGUACCGUGGUACUGGGCACAGAUGGCAACACUUCUGUUCUUCCUGGCAGAGUGGAGGGGGAAGACGAUGUAGGGGAUGAAAAUAAAGCCCGAGGGAACUGGUCUAGCAAGCUGGAUUUCAUCCUCUCCAUGGUGGGUUAUGCAGUGGGGCUGGGCAAUGUCUGGAGGUUCCCGUACCUGGCCUUUAAGAAUGGGGGAGGUGCGUUUCUCAUCCCCUAUUUGAUGAUGUUGGCUCUAGCUGGGAUCCCCAUUUUCUUCCUGGAAGUCUCCCUGGGGCAGUUUGCUAGUCAGGGGCCCGUGUCGGUCUGGAAAGCCAUCCCCGCCUUGCAAGGCUGUGGCAUUGCAAUGCUGAUCAUCUCCGUUCUAAUAGCCAUAUAUUACAAUAUUAUUCUGUGCUACACACUUUUCUACCUUUUUGCGUCCUUUGUACCUGUGCUACCUUGGGCUUCGUGUAACAACCCGUGGAACACGCCAGACUGUAAAGAUAAAAACAAACUUUUGUUAGAUUCCUGCAUUAUUGGUGACCACCCAAAAAUACAAAUCAAGAACUCUACUUUCUGUAUGAGUGCCUAUCCAAACUUGACUAUGGUUAACUUCACGAGUGAAGGAAACAAAACGUUUGUCAGUGGAAGUGAAGAAUACUUCAAAUACUUUGUAUUGAAGAUUUCAGCAGGGAUUGAAUAUCCCGGUGAGAUUCGAUGGCCCUUGGCACUGUCCCUUUUCCUAGCUUGGGUGAUCGUAUAUGCCUCCCUUGCUAAAGGAAUCAAGUCAUCAGGAAAAGUGGUGUACUUUACAGCUACGUUCCCCUAUGUAGUUCUCAUCAUCCUUCUUAUAAGAGGAGUAACUCUACCUGGAGCAGGAGCUGGAAUUUGGUACUUCAUCACACCAAAGUGGGAGAAGCUAAUUGAUGCUAUGGUUUGGAAGGAUGCUGCCACUCAGAUUUUCUUCUCGUUGUCUGCAGCAUGGGGAGGUCUGAUUACUCUUUCUUCUUACAACAAAUUUCAUAAUAAUUGCUACAGGGACACAUUGAUAGUCACGUGUACCAACAGUGCCACAAGUAUAUUUGCAGGCUUUGUCAUCUUCUCAGUUAUUGGCUUCAUGGCAAAUGAGCUCAAAGUGAAUAUCGAAGCUGUGGCAGACCAAGGUCCUGGAAUUGCUUUUGUGGUUUACCCAGAAGCCUUAACUCGGCUUCCUCUCUCUCCGUUCUGGGCUAUAAUAUUCUUUUUGAUGCUUCUGACGCUUGGAUUGGACACUAUGUUUGCCACUAUUGAGACUAUAGUGACCUCCGUUUCGGACGAGUUCCCCAAAUACUUACGUACGCACAAGGCACUGUUCACUCUUGGGUGCUGCAUCUCCUUUUUCAUCAUGGGAUUUCCUAUGAUCACUCAGGGUGGAAUGUAUAUGUUACAGCUUGUGGACACUUACGCAGCUUCUUACUCUCUUGUCAUCAUUGCCAUUUUUGAGCUUGUUGGAGUUUCCUACAUAUAUGGAUUGCAAAGAUUUUGUGAAGAUAUAGAAAUGAUGAUUGGAUUCCAGCCAAGUAAAUUCUGGAGAGUCUGUUGGGCAUUUGUGACACCAACUAUUUUAACAUUUAUUCUUUGCUUCAGUUUUUACCAAUGGGAACCAAUGACUUACGGAGCUUACCACUAUCCAGGCUGGUCCAUGGUGCUUGGAUGGCUGAUGCUGGCCUGCUCAGUUAUCUGGAUCCCAGUUAUGUUUGUGAUAAAAAUGCAUCUAGCCCCAGGCAAAUUUAUAGAGCGUCUCAAGUUGGUGUGCUCUCCACAGCCUGACUGGGGUCCGUUUUUGGCCAAGCACCGCGGUGAACGUUACAUGAAUAUGAUUGAUCCGCUGGGAACCUCUUCCUUGGGACUUAAACUGCCAGUGAAGGAUAUAGAACUGGGGACCCAAUGCUAA